Cucurbita moschata (crookneck pumpkin) is the source of this 3825-nucleotide messenger RNA. Its product is annotated as serine/threonine-protein kinase prpf4B-like. Gene Ontology annotation, biological process: peptidyl-threonine phosphorylation; peptidyl-serine phosphorylation; mRNA cis splicing, via spliceosome. The record is from RefSeq and is a predicted model, not a curated record. Gene Ontology annotation, molecular function: protein serine/threonine kinase activity; ATP binding. Bases 115 to 3528 code for a protein of 1137 amino acids. The transcript is spliced from 13 exons. Lineage: Eukaryota; Viridiplantae; Streptophyta; Magnoliopsida; Cucurbitales; Cucurbitaceae.
UAUUGUUAGGCUACCAGCUACAGUUCUCUCUUCACGACACUCUGUUCGCGGGAGGCCUAAGACGCCUACACAGCGAAAAGGUUUGAGAGUGAAACCCUAGAUUUUACGACGCCGAUGGCUAACGAUACUGCUCACAGGAAGUACCGCCGAUCUGCUUCAGAUGAGGAGGACGAUCGAUCUUCGAAGCGUCACAAACACCGUCACCAUCGCCGCCACCACCACAGACAUCGUCACAGUAGUAAUAAGAAUGAAGAAGAAAGCUGCCGUGACCAGGAGGACAGUGUUCCUCCUGUUGCUAAUCGUUGGUCUCGACCCCAAGAUGACGUCGAGGAAGGUGAAAUUCUCGAGGGGGAUGAGUCCGGCGUUCGCGAGAAUGAGAGCGCGAUGAAGGAGGCGGAUAUGGAAUUUGGGGAACUUGAAACUGAUAAAAAUUCUGAUAGAAUUGUCCGACCCACUAAGGAGUGUCAUUCGGUGGAUGAAUCAUCUAAUAUCAAGGCUAAUUUAACUGUGAAGGAGGGAGCAGUAAACAGUCCUCAGGAUCAGAAAACCUCGAAAGUGGACAGUAAGUUCUAUAAUUUAGAUAAGGACAAAGGUGGCUCUUAUCUAAAAACAGACAGAGACAAGGAAAUCAGGAUGCUCGAUCAAACUGAGUCUGACUGUAAGCACGGCAAUGAUGUUUGCUUUUCCAUAAGUGAAAUGACUGGAAUUAAAUACAAUGAUCUUGAAUGUUGCCGAGAGGAUCAUCUCAAAGAUGGUUAUGAUCAUAAAUCUAUGGAGUUAGAUGAGAGGCAGAACAAACAAAUGUUGUCUCCUUCCAAAGGGGGUAUUAAGAAAAUAAGCAACAAUGACCAUGGAAAGGUGGCAACAGAUGGAAGCACCUUGAGUUAUUUGAAAAGGCCACAGUUAGAAAGGGCAGAAGACAAGUCUCAGGAUUUGACGCCAUCAACAUCUCAUGAUCAAUUCAUUGACACAUCAGAUUGCAGGAGUAGAUCAAGGUCAAAUUGUCAUUCUUGGGGGCAAUCUCAUUCUCGUGAAACAGUAGAAGAGGAGGCAGAGUCAAGGAGAAGACAUCAUCAUGGUUGGGAUCACCCAAUAUUUGAUGAUAAAAGUAAAAUUCAUAAUGACUUGGACGAGGGUUAUACUGAUCGUGCUAGGAAAGAAGGAAGGCAACGAAGCAGGGAUACGAAGGACAGACGGAGAAGUAAGACGGAGGUGGAUAGGGACUGGUCAAAGGAAAAUGAAAUGGAAAAAACCAAAGAUAAAGAUAGGGGUAUAGAUAAGCAAAAGUAUGAUGAGAGAGAGAGAGGAAGAAGUAGGGAUAGAAGAAAGGAGAUGGAACAAAAUAGGAGCAAGGAAAGAGAGUUGGAAAGGGAUAGAAGGAGGGAAAGGGAUGUGGAAAGAGAUAGGAGAGUGAAGGAAAGAGAGGUGGAAAGAGAUAGAAGAGUGGAGAGGGAAAGAGAGGUGGAAAGGGAUAGAAGAGUGGAGAGGGAUAGAGAGGUGGAAAGAGAUAGAAGAGUGGAGAGGGAUAGAGAUUGUAGCAAGGAAAGAGAGUUGGAUGGGGAUAGAAGAGCAGAAAAGGAAAGAUGUAGGAGCAGAGAUAGAGAGGGUAAUAGGGAUAGAAGAAGAGAAAUGGAAAAGGAUAGGAGCAAGGACACAGAAGUGGAUUGGAAUGCAAGAAGAGAUAGGGAGAGGGAUCGGAAUGACGAUAAGGCUGAAUAUAGUGAUAGGAAUAGAGACAGGGAAAGGGUGAGAGAGAUGCAGAAGGACCGGUUUAGGGAUACAGAAUUAGAUAGGGAGAGACGAGACAAUAGAAACAAGAAUGAAGCCAGUGACAUUGUAAGUAGUAAGGACAAGUAUGGGAAUCUUGAGCCUGGCUAUGCUAAAGGUUCUAAGCAGCCUAGGCAUUAUGAAAAUGAAUCUGGUCAGGAUGGGGGACAAGUUAAUGCUGUUGGAAAGCAUGGUAGUUUUAGGAGAAUUAGUCUGGAAGGAGGUGAAGACAAGCUAGUGAGUGAUCACGAUGAGGAGGAAGAGGACGGAGACAGCAUGUCAUUUCAAUUAGCCGAUCAAGAAGAGGAGGAUCUUAACAGAAUCAAGGAGGAGAGUAGAAGACGGAGGCAAGCAAUCUUAGAAAAGUACAAAUGCCAGCAGUUGGAGAAACAAGUAGAGCCUUCUUUGAAGCAAUCUGAGAAAGAUAAGGAUUCUGCAAAUGAUUCUUCUCAAUCAGAAGCUGCUGCUCAUGCUAUUCCAAAAUUGGUUGAUGGGCCUGUGGAUGAUAGUGUUGCUGACUCAUCUUUUGUUGUGGAGAAAUCACCACAUCAAACUGGAGUAGCUGCAUCUGAUAACACUGCUGGUACUAAAGGACUUGGAGAGGGGACUCCAAAGGCUGAGGGAUCAGAUGGAUUAUUCUGUGAUGACAUUUUUGGAGAAACACCUGCUGCAGUUCGUAAAAUGGGCAAAGGCGAUGGUUUGCAGAUAGAGAGGAGUGGCCUUCAUGACAAUUGGGAUGAUCCAGAUGGAUAUUAUAACUAUCGGUUUGGUGAAGUGCUUGAUAGUCGGUAUGAAAUAGCUGCUGCUCAUGGAAAAGGUGUCUUUUCAACUGUAGUCCGUGCAAAGGAUCUCAAAGCUGGUCAUGGUGAACCAGAAGAAGUGGCAAUCAAAAUUUUACGUAGUAAUGAAACAAUGUACAAGGCUGGUCUGGAGGAGUUGGUCAUAUUGAAAAAGCUAGUAGGUGCAGAUCCAGAUGAUAAGCGUCACUGUGUUCGUUUUCUUUCAAGUUUCAAAUAUAGGAAUCAUCUUUGUUUAGUUUUUGAAUCUCUUCAUAUGAAUCUCCGUGAGGUCUUGAAGAAAUUUGGGCGCAAUAUUGGCCUUAAGCUAACUGCUGUGAGGGCAUACGCUAAGCAGCUUUUUAUUGCCCUGAAGCAUUUAAGAAACUGUGGUGUUCUACACUGUGACAUAAAGCCGGAUAAUAUGCUGGUUAACGAGGGAAAAAAUGUUCUGAAGCUUUGUGAUUUUGGAAAUGCGAUGUUUGCUGGUAAAAAUGAAAUCACGCCAUACCUUGUUAGCCGGUUUUAUCGUGCCCCUGAAAUAAUUUUAGGGCUGCCAUAUGACCAUCCAAUGGAUAUCUGGUCUGUGGGUUGCUGUUUGUACGAGCUUUCUACAGGAAAAGUUCUUUUUCCUGGUCCUUCUAAUAAUGACAUGCUGCGUCUACACAUGGAAUUAAAGGGCCCCUUUCAGAAAAAGAUGCUUCGUAAGGGAGCAUUUACUGAGCAACAUUUUGACCAGGACCUGAACUUCCAUGCUUCUGAGGAGGAUCCUGUAACAAAAAAGACCAUAAAGCGAAUAAUAGUCAAUAUAAAGCCUAAAGAUAUUGGAUCAAUUAUUAGGGGAUCUCCUGGUGAAGAUCCAAAGAUGUUAGCCAAUUUUAAGGAUCUUCUAGACAAAAUUUUUGUGUUGGAUCCAGAAAAAAGGAUGACAGUAUCACAAGCAUUGAAUCAUCCAUUCAUCACUGUCUUCUUUAUGAUGACCUAAGCUUCUGGCACACUUAUGGGAUGAUUGAAUUCAGAAGGGGUCAUAUUGGUCAAGAGUGGCGGGUUCUUUCAGUGGAAUGUACUGUUUCUAUUGUAAGACAACUUGCUGAAAGCGUUUCUUCGCCUUGUAAUCAUUUUUUAUUGUGACCAUUAUGAAAAUUUUGUCCAUACUUGUUUUCCACAUUAUUUUUUUUUAUUUUGUACUUCAAACACCAUUUCUGCAGUUGUGCAAUAGUAAGGACAAAAAAAUCUAUUAAGUUUUAGUGCUUUGGUAAAUAAAGUUUGUUCUUUUUUUGAA